AGAAUACAUUCAAUGACCUCAAUCACGUCUACUUUCUACUUAUAAUAACCGGAACAUCAAACAUCAUGGGCAACCAGCAGUUGGCAUUCUUGAUCUCCUCAGAAACUCGCCCAAUCGUCGUUUGAUCGUAACAUCUACGCAUCGAACAAAGCAAGGGUUCAUGGUGCCUGUUCAUGGUGCCUGUUCAUGGCGCCUGUUCAUGGCGCCUGUUCAUGGCUUAGCACAACAUCUGGCUUCUUUCUCAUUCUCCAGGGCUGAUAGAUGCCCGGUAAUUCAAGCCGCACAAAUAUUUCAAGUGUUGUUCAGCUCACGGGCAUCUUCCACACUGUAACAGAGCAUAUCAUUCUGCUCUACAUCCAAAGGCAUCAUGUGGAGUACAUUAAGCUUCGGAUAUGCUUUCGCAAUCGCAAGCCUCACACAACAGGCUUACGGCGCCACAUGCGAUAUUAUUCAUCCGAAAUUUCCUGUGGUGAUGAGCCCCGGGUACGAGUCGCGCGUUGUCGUGAAUGGCCUCAAAUCACCGCGACACAUGGUGGUGGACACUGAGGGAAAUCUCAUAUUUUCAGAGAGAGACGAUGUCGUUGGUGGAAUUAGGCAUGUAAAGCUCGCAGACCACCUGGAUACCGAUGUCUGCGUGCAAGGCAACAAGCAGCUGAUUCCGGACCCAACGCUCAACCAUGGUAUCGCUCUUUCAUCUGAUGGCAAAACACUAUACGUUUCAAACAAAGACAGUGUCUUCAGCUACCCUUACGACGCAAAAAAAGUCACAGUCGGAACCCGCAAGACCUUGAUUACUGGAAUGACUCAAGAGGGUACUCACCAAACACGUACUUUGCUACUGUUGAAGAAACAUCCGGAGCUAUUACUCGUGUCACGAGGCUCCGUCAAUAACAUUGAUGAUGGUUCAGCUGAUAUCGCUUCGGGUCGCGCUCAAAUCAGGAUUUUCAAUGUCACCGAAGUCGCCAAGCAUCCAAUCGAGUACAACACUGCCGAAGUCUUAGGAUAUGGCUUGCGAAACAGCGUCGGUGUCGGUGAGGAUCCCACUACCGGUAAUAUCUGGUCCGUGGAAAACUCAUCCGACGAGCUCACCAGAGACAACGUCGACAUGCACAACACGAAUCCCGCAGAGGAGCUAAACUUUCACGGAGACCUUUCUAGAAAAGGCGUCGAGCACGGCGCAAGUUUUGGAUAUCCUCUCUGUGUCACCGCAUGGGAUACCACAAAUCUAAGCAGCAUUCCGAACAUCCAAACGGGGCAACAGUUCGUACGAGGCACACCAAACAGCACCCUGACGGAUGAGAUGUGUCGAACACAGCAUCUACCCCCACGACUAUCAUUCACUCCGCACACAGCGCCACUCGACAUCAAAUUUGGAAUCCUCGGUCGAGUAGCAUACAUCACGUUUCACGGUAGCUGGAACCGUGAUGAUCCUGAUGGCUACCGUCUCAGCUCCGUUGAUUUUCACCAUGGGCAGCCUCGCGCAGAGUCCAUGAGCACUACCGCAGAAGUCAAGAUCAUGACCAACAAAGAUAACAGCAAGUGCCCAGACAAUUGCUUUCGGCCCACUGGGCUCGCUUGGACGACGCUUGGACGACUGUUUAUGUCGAGCGAUGCAACUGGUGAGAUAUUCAUCAUUGGCUUUCAACGCCGUCGGACAGGACAUUGAUGGCCGGAAUUGCAAGGACAGCAGGAAGGAGUGACUUAUGCAAAGAGGUUAACAGAAGAGUGUAGCAAAACAUGUGCCUGGUGGAUCAAAUGCAGUCUGCGUGCGCUGCUGGAACGUUUUACAUUGGCCAAAAUACAUCUUGAGAUAUGAGAUAUGACCCCAUGGGAUGCUGGGGAGAGAGCUAGCUGGGCAGGCUGGAGAAGGACCACAUGGGUAGUGAGACGUCUAUUGACUACUUGGCCUCCAGACCCAAUAGUAGGUUCUUUACUCUGGUGAAUCAUCGCACAAAUACAGCCUGCAGACCACCCGAGAUCGGUAUGACUUUCUCAUAUGAAUUAAGC
Molecule: messenger RNA, 2007 nt
Organism: Pseudovirgaria hyperparasitica
Lineage: Eukaryota; Fungi; Ascomycota; Dothideomycetes; Acrospermales; Acrospermaceae
Product: soluble quino protein glucose dehydrogenase
Exons: 5
Coding region: 368-1666 (432 amino acids)
Source: RefSeq, a predicted model, not a curated record